AUGGCCUCAUACAAGUCGGUGAUUCGGUCAUGGGCCGCUCGAAGAGCGCGAGCGGCGUUCAAAGAGGAGUUGAAAGCACGGGGAUUUGAUUCAGAGGGCAGGAGGCUGGAUUCAGAAACUUCAGACUCUGAUACUGCGCUCGGAUUCUCUGGAAACAUGACAGGGACAUUCAAUAUUGAUAUUCAGCCGGCUAUCCUCACGGCCACAUUUCCCGCUAUCCGGGAGGAGAUGAAAUACACCAUAGAUGCCUUGAUUCAAGAACAACAAAAAAUGCAGAUAUCUGCACAGAAAAAUCCAUCGGCUAUUUCAGCAGGGAACAAACAAAGAAUGAGACCUACAACCCAGGAGCAACCACGGAACGAACUCGUUGAACAACAGCCGAGACUGGAAUUCGCACAGAAAGAGCUAUCCCGACAGUCAGGAGGCAGAUUUAACCACAAUCCAAAUGGACGAAGAGAUGGACCAUCCAGCAAGACCGGAGGCAGAUCUUAUCGCACUCCUUAUGAGCGAGAUGGUGGACCCGACGAUACAGGACGAAGAGAUGGACCAUCCAGCGAGACCGGAGACAGAUCUUAUCGCACUCCUUAUGAGCGAGAUGGUGGACCCGACGAUACAGGACGAGAUGGACCAUCCAGCGAGACCGGAGACAGAUCUUAUCGCACUCCUUAUAAGCGAGAUGGUGGACUCAAGGAAAUAGGACGAGAUGGACCAUCCAGCAAGAUCGGAGGCAGAUCUUAUCGCACUCCUUAUGAGCGAGAUAGUGGACCUGUUAAAACCAGAGGCAGAUUUGUCCGCGAUGCCAAUGGACGGGCCCAAUGGAUCGGAGGUCAACAACCUACUUUCAACCCCCAUCGCGAUCUCUCCCUUUCGUCCAGUGCUCUCCUUCGCCUGUUGGUGUACUGUUCUCGCGGACCUGCCGAAACGUGCUGCAACAGAAUGUUGGUCUCCUUGACCGUCGGAAAGGUCGACGCUGGAGUCGCCGUCCUGUUGACCCAGGACAAUCGCCUAAUUGAAUUCCCCUCGGUCCUCCUCCCUAACAAUAUCACUUCCGGAAGUAUCGUGGACAUUACCGUGUCGCGCAACCAUGCUGCAGAAGCUGCCAACACAGCCGCUUUCCAGGCUCUUCAAAAACGCAUUCUCAACACCUAUGGAAUCAAGACCCCUUCACCACCUGUACUCCGCCUCCGCAACGCUACGCAAACCUCCCUCGUCCUCGAAUGGGACCCGAUCGACCUAGCCACCGCUUCCCUAAAGACUCUGUCGUUAUACCGCAAUGGCUCCAAAGCUGGUUCCAUACCCCGUCCUCUUGAGACGCGCAGCACCAAGAUCAGCGGUCUAGCAAUCCAUUCCGAAUAUACCUUCCACCUCGUUCUACGUACGACCGCAGGCACAUACCAAUCAGAGAAGUUGACUUGUCGGACGCACAAAAUGACAGACCUAUCUGGUAUCACAGUCACGACUGGCGUUCUUCACCCUCAGCGGAAGGAAGCCCUUGCCGAAGCUCUUGAUCGCAUUGGCGGUAAGCUUAUUGAUACGGUCCGAAUUGACACCACACACUUCGUCUGCACCGAAGGCAGAGGUCCACUGUGGGAAAAGGCAGUUGAAAUGAACAUCCCCGUGGUCGUGCCAGAAUGGGUGGACGCCUGCGAAGCGGAGGGCACCAUCGUUAGCGUGAGGGGCUACUAUCUGAAUGCCGACCCCAAGGCCCGGCAACUAGGACCUAUUCACGGAUCAAUACAGCACCAGCGCACUACAUCAUCUAUAGCGUCUCCUUCACGCCUAUCUCAGUCGCAGUCUCUGUCCUUACCUGUAAACCAACCAGAGCGGGACCAGAAUGCCUCCGAACCGCCCCCUACUCCGUUUCCUGGAGCAAACAUGAGCGGUCAGCCAAAGGCAGAAGACGGGGAUAGAGUCUCUUCGGAAGAUGAAGAGUCUCCUCCGCCGCCGCCUCCAAAGGAUGAGGAGCUCGAAGCCAAGGAGUCGCGGACGUCGACACCUCCAAGUGCUCAGCUGGAGACGAACGGAGACAUCAAGUCCGAGACGGCAUCCUUGCAUAAUGGAGAUACCGAUGAUGAGGAACUCAACGUUGGAAGCUCCUCGCACGGCCAACCUGACGAGAAAGAGCACGCAGAAGACGAAGAAGAGCUAUCUAGUGCCAAGGAAUCUGAUAAAGGCAAAACAAACGACACUGCGGGGGAUUCGGAUUUCAACGAGGUACCUCUCUAA
Aspergillus mulundensis is the source of this 2226-nucleotide messenger RNA. Its product is annotated as putative chitin biosynthesis protein (Chs5). Gene Ontology annotation, molecular function: protein dimerization activity. Lineage: Eukaryota; Fungi; Ascomycota; Eurotiomycetes; Eurotiales; Aspergillaceae. The record is from RefSeq and is a predicted model, not a curated record. Gene Ontology annotation, biological process: Golgi to plasma membrane transport; conjugation with cellular fusion. The coding region runs from base 1 to 2226 and encodes 741 amino acids. The transcript is spliced from 3 exons. Gene Ontology annotation, cellular component: exomer complex; trans-Golgi network.